Durio zibethinus is the source of this 2130-nucleotide messenger RNA. RefSeq names its product BTB/POZ domain-containing protein. Lineage: Eukaryota; Viridiplantae; Streptophyta; Magnoliopsida; Malvales; Malvaceae. The record is from RefSeq and is a predicted model, not a curated record.
UCACGUGCUCACACGUGCAGGCAGUAAUAUCUCCCUCCAAUUUUCUUAAAAAUAUAGAAACGGUUUUCUAGAUUUAAUGCAAAAAAACCCAUAAUUACCAUCACCAUUUUCCCUUGUCCCUCUUUUGCCGCUUUUACAGGGAGGGCAUACUCUCUCUGAAAUUACAGAUCCAAAGCUUUCCACUUUCUUGGAUUCUCUCACUCUCUACUUUUCCAAGAAAAUUCAGCUUCGAAUUUCCCAGGAAAAUAGAACUUUACUUCUCUACUCUAUAUUUCUCUUCUUCUAUGCAAGAAAAUCCCCCCUUCAUUCCCAGGAUUGCCUUCUUGUCAAGAAAUCAGUUGUAUUUUCUUGAUUCUAAGAAAAUCCAGUUUUUUUUUUAUUCUUAAAAAAAGGUUCUUUUUUUAAUCAAUGGUAUCAAGCUAGUUCCUUUUUUUUCCUUGAAUCCAAGCAAAGCCCAGAAUUUGUUUGUUGAUAUUCUUUAUUGAAAAAGCUUCCUUUUUUUUUUUUUUUUGCUUUUGUUUUUCAAUGGCUUCAAGGGAAGUGUCAACAAUGAUAAAACAAGGCUUUAUUUCAGACCCAACACUCUCUUUAUCUUUCUCUCCAUCAAGAACAACUUCAACAACAACAACACUCUCAAGACUCUAUUCUCCUUCCUCUUCUCCUCCUCCUCCUCCAACUGAGUCAACUCGCCCGAGUCAAAACCCCACCCUCUUCGAAAUGAUGUCAGAGGAGCAUCUCCGUGAUUCAAAAACCAUCGAAGAAUCUCGCAAAAAGACUCAAACCCGAGUUGCUAAACUCCUCACCGAACUCAAAAUCUGUAGCUGUAACAAUUGGGGGCUGGGAUCAGGUGAUGUAAGGCUCACUGUAGUCUCUAGAGAUGGCUAUAGAGUUUCAAUGGAUGUGCACAGAAGAGUUUUGAUUGAGAAAAGUAGGUUCUUCGAGGAGAAGUUGAGUCAAAGCAGAGAGAACGGGGUUUCUCAUACAGUGGAAAUCAGUGAAUGUGAUGACGUGGAGGUUUAUGUGGAAACUGUGGUUUUGAUGUACUAUGAUGAUCUGAAGAAGAGGUUGAUUGGUGAAAAUGUUAACAAAGUCUUAGCUUUGCUUAAGGUUUCUGCGGCAAUAAUGUUUGAUGCAGGAAUUAGUUCUUGCUUGGAGUAUUUGGAAGCUGUCCCCUGGUCUGAGGAUGAAGAGGAAAAAGUUCUAUCUCAUCUCAGCCAACUUGAGCUUCACGGUUCAAUUGCUGAAGUUCUUCAGAGAGUAUCAUCUGGACCAUCUACGUCUGCAAGAGCAGACGACAUCUUCUUGAAACUACUUAGUGGUGUUCUUCAAGCCAAGGAUGAUAAAGCGCGUCGAGAAAUGAAAACUCUUAUUUCACGGUUACUUAGCGAAGAUUCAUUUGAAGAUGACAAUCGGUUAGAUGUCUCUAAAGAUACCCUUUAUCAUCUCUGUCACAGAUGUCUUAGUUCUCUUGUUCUCUGCUUAUCUGAAGCUACAGGAAUGGACGGUAGUAGACGAGAUCGAGGAGUUUUAAUGGCUGAAAUAGCUCGAGAAGCUGACAAUUUGCAGUGGAUUGUUGAUAUUCUGAUUGACAAAAGAAUGGCAAAUGACUUUGUGAAAUUGUGGGCAGAUCAGAGGGAACUUGCAGAACUUCAUUCAAAGAUUCCCACUAUGUACCGCCAUGAAAUCAGCAGAAUUACUGCUCAACUAUGUAUUGCAAUAGGGAGAGGAAACAUCUUGGUGCCAAGAGACUGCCGGUUCUCUCUACUGUCGACAUGGUUGGAAGCUCUUUAUGAAGAUUUUGGAUGGAUGAGAAGGGCAUCUAGAUCUGUAGACAAGAAACUAGUGGAGGAUGGACUCAGCCAGGCAAUUCUUACCCUAUCUUUGGGGCAACAACAGGUUAUUUUGCUCAAUUGGUUUGAUCGAUUUCUCAAUAAAGGGGAUGACUGUCCCAAUAUCCAGAGAGCAUUUGAAGUUUGGUGGAGAAGAGCUUUCAUCAGACAGUACACUGGUGUGCAGGAUAGUUCCCAGUUGCAAAUAACCCUCUGCAACUAUCCAACCUGAAAGGUCUACCAUUAAAGAGUUAAAAGCAAAAUGUGUAUAAUAUAAUAAUAAAUUGACAUUCUUUUGCAA